AUGACAUUGGAUCUUGCCACCGAUGAACGGGCUUUCUUGAAUUGCUUGUUGGAGCUGAAUGCAUACGACCGGCAGCUAUGGGAGAAUAUGCAAAGGAUCUCUGAUGUUGAUGCAAAAUUGGUUUCAUUAGAAGAAAAGCAAAGCAAAAUGAUCUAUAAUAUGGGAUGUAUCACUGAAGAACAAAAAGCGCUAGACUCCGCUGUCACCGAAUUAGAGAAGGCGCUAGGUCUCCCUGACUGGACAGAUCAGAAUCACGAUCUCCCUGUAGACGCCUUCUCGGCCACUCCAAGUGACACCAAGAGGCAGCAGCUUAUGCAAAUGCUGAUCAGUGUUGAUUCACAAAUCAAAGAGGCAGAUUGUGAUCUUCAGGAAAUUAUUGACCAGGUAUCCGCUCUUCACAAGUCGAAAUCCUCAAUGUCAAAUGCAAGUAAAGCUACGGAAGACCAAGUUGCACAAAUUCUAAAGAAUCAGAUGGAGACACUGCUGUACAUUGACCGUAAAACAGGAGAACUGGAGGCGAAAGUAGAAGAAGUCAAAGAUAUGGCCGACGGCCGUAGUUCGGCACUUUUUUCAUGA
Cooperia oncophora is the source of this 576-nucleotide messenger RNA. Lineage: Eukaryota; Metazoa; Nematoda; Chromadorea; Rhabditida; Trichostrongylidae. The record is from the annotation of a GenBank genome assembly.